AUGAUCUUAACUUCUGAGACUGGAUCUGGGAAAACACUAGCCUAUCUCUUACCAAUCUUAAAUCAGCUCUUUCAAUAUAAAGAUAGAAUGAAUGCCAAACCUAAAGCAGCAAGGUUUAAAAUGAAUAAGCAAAAUGAAGAGCAGAUGUUUCUUAGUGCGGCUGAGAUCACUUAUAUGUCUCAGAAGUAAAGCCAAGCAAAGAGGCUAAGUUUUAGUAAAGGCUAUACAGAUGAAAUGAAAGGAGCAAUUAUCCUUUCCUAUUCUAAGGAACUCCUUAGUCAAGUGUAUGUUUAGGCAAGAACUUUGGACCUUAAUGAAAGAAUAUUGAUUAAUAGAGUUACAUCUCAGUUAUAAAUGAAGACACCCAUAUCCCCAGAUAAGGAAAAGGGAGAAAAAGAGAUGACCGAGACAGAAUAAUUUGAGAUUCAGCUUAAAAAUGCAGUAAAUAAUGCUAGUUGGAAAAUUACUGAUAUUUUACUAGCAACUCCUGUAGUAAUGAGCCAUAUCAUAGAAAAUAAAGAUAAAUAUGAUCCUUAUGAUAUAAACCCAGCAGUGAUAGUCAUUGAUGAAUUUGAUGAGCUACUGUCAAACUCCGCUAUUAGCGCCUAGCUAGUAAAAAUACUGAGAAAAUAUGCAACUUUUAAUAGCGAUUCAGAUCCUAUUACAGCUUAAUAGAAUAAAAAAAGAUAGUUUAUCUUUACUGGAGCCACAAUACCUAAAAGCAUAAUGAAUGGGCAUGAUGCUAUUACUCUUAUUCAAGAUUGGAUACCAAAUAUUUAGCAUGUAAAAACAGAUAACUUACAUAGAACUUCACCAAUGCUAUAAGUAGAAUGGAUUGAUCUAGAAAGAUCAUAACUUUUAAGAGCCAACAGUAUCAAAAAAGUUAUUGAUAAAAUAUGCGAAGCUCUCAAGAAAGCUGAGAUUAAAAAUUUACCAUAUUACAUGGAUAUUGGCUUGCUCGGUAGAUAGACAACUUUACAAUAUUUCUAAAAUAAAAAGUUACCUGUUUUGGUCUGUUCAAAUAUUGCAAGCAGAGGGCUUGACACAAUGAAUGUAGAGCAUGUUAUUCAGUUUGAAUUUGCUAAAACUGCAGGUGAUUAUUUACACAGAGUUGGAAGAGCUGGUAGAUUAGGUUAGAAGGGCUUUGUUACCAACUUUAUUAGAAAGAUUGAUUAUGAAUUAGAGCAGAAAAUCAGGGAAUUAGAUCAGUAAAAUGAAUCAUAUGAUUAGAUAAUCAAUAAAAAGAAAGGUUUAGGAACUGUCUCACCAACUUAAACACUGCAAAAGAAGACUGGAAAGAAUAGUAAAAACGAUGAUGAUUUAUUGGAUUGA
This is a messenger RNA of Stylonychia lemnae, 1332 nucleotides long. The record is from the annotation of a GenBank genome assembly. Lineage: Eukaryota; Ciliophora; Spirotrichea; Sporadotrichida; Oxytrichidae.